Messenger RNA from Hirundo rustica (Barn swallow), 846 nucleotides. It is a transcript of the gene PAX4, whose product is annotated as paired box 4. Gene Ontology annotation, molecular function: RNA polymerase II cis-regulatory region sequence-specific DNA binding; DNA-binding transcription factor activity, RNA polymerase II-specific. The record is from RefSeq and is a predicted model, not a curated record. Gene Ontology annotation, biological process: anatomical structure development; regulation of transcription by RNA polymerase II. The transcript has 8 exons. NCBI's taxonomy places the organism in Eukaryota, Metazoa, Chordata, Aves, Passeriformes, Hirundinidae. The coding region runs from base 1 to 846 and encodes 281 amino acids.
AUGCAGCACCGAGGGCCCAGCGGGGUGAACCAGCUCGGGGGGCUCUUCCUGAACGGCCGCCCCCUCCCCACCUGCAAGAGGCAGAGAAUCAUCGCUCUGGCGGCCGGCGGCGCCCGCAGCUCCGACAUCUCCCGCAGCCUCAAGGUGUCCAACGGCUGCGUCAGCAAAAUCCUGGGCCGCUACUACCGGACCGGGGCCGUGGGGCCCAAGGCCGUGGGGGGCUCCAAGCCCCUCACGGCCACCCCCGCCGUGGUGGCCAGGAUCGCGCGGCUGAAGCUGGAGCAGCCCGGGCUCUUCGCCUGGGAGAUCCGCCGGCAGCUGCACGCCGAGGGGAUCUGCGCCGGCAGCGGCAUCCCCAGCGUCUCCUCCAUCAACCGCGUGCUCAGGACCCUGCCCAGCGACCUCCGCCUGGCGGCCGAGCCCCGGGACCCUCGGGGGUCCCCGCUGGCCGCGGCCCCCGGCCCGCAGCUCCCGCAGGGCCGCGCUGCGGGGCCCCGGCGCGGCGGCGGGGGCAGGAGCAGGAGCAGGAGCAGGACCGUGUUCUCCCGGGAGCAGGCGGAGGCUCUGGAGCAAGAGUUCCGGAGGGGGCAGUACCCGGACACCGCCACCCGGCAGAGCCUGGCCGCGGCCACGCAGCUCCCGGACAGCACCGUCAGGGUCUGGUUCUCCAACCGCCGAGCCAAGUGGCGACGGGAGAACGAGCAGCAGCGGGAGGCUGGCGGAGCAGGUCCCGUUCCGGGCGGGAGCCCAGCUCCAGCGCCCUGGCAGCCGCCGGAGAGCCCCCGCUUCGCCCUGCUGCCCCCCGGGCUGCCCCCGCUGCCGGCCUGGGGCCCGGAGCCCCGCUGA